This is a messenger RNA of Chelonus insularis, 5343 nucleotides long. It is a transcript of the gene pcm, whose product is annotated as pacman. The transcript is spliced from 6 exons. The record is from RefSeq and is a predicted model, not a curated record. The coding region runs from base 191 to 5194 and encodes 1667 amino acids. Gene Ontology annotation, molecular function: 5'-3' exonuclease activity; nucleic acid binding. Gene Ontology annotation, biological process: nuclear-transcribed mRNA catabolic process. Lineage: Eukaryota; Metazoa; Arthropoda; Insecta; Hymenoptera; Braconidae.
UUUAAUUUAUAAACAAGGGUUUUGUACAUAGAGAAAUAGAGAAAUCUUUGUAUGAAAACUGUGGUUAUACCUACGUUAGUUUCUAAUUUUUGUAUACAUAAUAUAAAUAUUUUAUCUUCAAUUUAUAUUUUAAAUUAAACAUAAGGCUAUUUUACUUUAACUAUUUUAUUAAUCGACCAUCAAAAUUAAAAUGGGUGUUCCAAAGUUCACUAGAUUUAUUUGCGAGAGAUAUCCUUGUAUCAUUGAACUGCUAAACGAAUAUCAGAUUCCUGAAUUUGAUCAUCUAUAUUUGGAUAUGAAUGGAAUAAUACACAACUGUUCACAUCCAAAUAAUGCUAAUGCCCAUUUUCGUAUUACUGAAGAAACUAUUUUUAAAAAUAUAUUUCAUUAUGUAGAUACAUUGUUUCGUACUAUUAAACCGCAAAAAGUAUUUUUUUUGGCGGUUGAUGGUGUGGCUCCACGGGCAAAAAUUAAUCAACAAAGAGGAAGACGUUUUCGAUCAGCUAAAGAUGCUGAAAUAGCAGAAGCUAAAGCUCUUGCAAAAGGUGAAAAGCUGCCUGAGGAAUCUCGAUUCGAUUCUAAUUGUAUAACUCCAGGAACACUGUUUAUGGCUAAACUUACAGAACAAUUAAAAUAUUUUGUGCAGUAUAAAAUUUCUACAGACAAGUGUUGGCAAAAAUGCAAAAUUAUUUUAAGUGGGCCUGAGGUCCCAGGCGAAGGAGAACAUAAAAUAAUGGAUUAUGUAAGAUAUAGGAAAUCACAACCAGAUUAUAAUCCCAAUAUUCGCCACUGUUUUUAUGGUCUAGAUGCAGAUCUUAUAAUGCUAAGUUUGUGUACUCAUGAACCUCACUUCGCAGUAUUAAGAGAAGAAGUGAAAUAUUCGAAACACGAUCAAGCUAAAUCUAUAGAAAAAACGAAAUUUUGUUUGCUCUAUAUAUCUCUACUUCGUGAAUACAUGGAACAUGAGUUUGAAUCAAUGAAGGAUAAACUUCCGUUUCCAUUUGAUCUAGAAAAAAUAAUAGACGACUGGAUUUUAAUGGGUUUUUUAGUGGGUAACGACUUUAUACCCCAUUUACCAAAUCUUCACAUUGCUAAUGGAGCAUUAUCAGUAUUAAGUCAUGUUUAUAUGAAAAUUUUGCCAACGUUAGAUGGAUAUAUAAAUGAAGCUGGAACUUUAAACCUUGAGAGAUUUGAAAAGUUUAUGGAAGAACUUGCAGUAAUUGAUUUAGAACAUUUUACAGAACAUUUAGCAGACUUAAAAUAUUUUGAAACUAAGACUGGUCGACGCCCGAAUGAACAUGAACGUAUGAAUUAUAAAAAAUCUAAAGAUUCUGAAGAGGAGUCUUCAAAGACUGUAAACAAAGCUUUAGAUGCAUUAAUUCAAGCAACAGAAGAAAUUUUAUUAGAUAAUUCUGACGAUGAUGAAAAUGAAUCAGAUACUGAAAGUGAAAUGAAUAAUUAUGAAUUUUUAUUGCAUAAACAAGAUUACUAUAUGACAAAGUUUGAAUAUCAGAAUGUAGAUGCUGAUGUAAUGCGUUCUCAAGCUGAAGCAUAUGUUACAGCGAUUCAGUGGAAUUUAAAUUACUAUUAUAAUGGGUGUUGUAGUUGGUCCUGGUAUUAUCCUCAUCACUAUGCACCUUAUAUAUCAGAUAUAAAAGGAUUUAAAGAUUUGAAAUUUGAUUUUGAUCUUGGAAAACCAUUUUUACCAUUUCAACAAUUGUUGGCAGUUUUGCCAGCAGCAAGUAAAGCAUUGUUACCUGAAGCUUAUCAAAGUUUGUUAACAGAGGAGCAGUCUCCAAUUAUAGAUUAUUAUCCGGAAGAGUUUCGAACAGAUUUAAAUGAAAAAAAACAAGAUUGGGAAGCAGUAGUACUAAUUCCAUUUAUCAAUGAAGAUAAAUUAAUCAAAGCAAUGGAGCCUUACAAUCAUAAAUUAACUGCUGAAGAACGUAAAAGAAAUCAACAUGGUCCCAUGAACAUUUUUUCUUACUCUGAAAUAGCAUGUGGAACUAUUAUUGCACCCGAUUAUUUUCCAAGUAUAGAAAAUUAUGCUAAAGCAUUUCAAAUAGUUCCAUCAGAAAUAUAUGUGCCAAAAGAAAAACUAGUUAAGGGUUUAUGCAAAGGUGUAAAGCUCCAUGUUUAUUACUCCGGAUUUCCUACAAUGCAGCACAUCAAACACAAUGCAAAUUUAAGUAAAUCUAAAGUAAAAGUUUUUGAUCAUCCUUCUAGAGAAAAUAAUAUGAUAAUAACAAUUUUACCAAAAGAAUCACCAUCACUAGAAACAUUAGCAAGUGAUAUUUUAGGAAAAAUCGUUUACGCAAAAUGGCCUUAUCUUUUAGAAGCUCAUGUAAUAGGAAUAUCUACUGAAGAUCAAUCUUUUUCCUUAAUUGAUUCUACAAAAGGAUACAGCGGAGAUAAUUUAAAGAGAGAGGAUUUAAAAAAGGAUAAUCAUUGGAAUCAGCAAGUGAAAAGUGUUGCGACAAGUUACAAAAAUCGAUUCGGAAUUGACAUUGGAACUACAAAUGUUCUGAUUCAUGCGAAACCUAUUUGCGGCCGCAGAUACAUUUGUACUUCUCAAGGAAGGUUGUCUUUAGAAAAAGAAUGGAACAACUAUCCAACAGUUUACGCUUAUCAGACAAUCGUGAGAGAUAUUGAAGUAGAAGGUGAAGGAUUUAAAACGCACAUAAAUAUUACUGAUAUUUACACACCAAAAAGCAUUUGUUUCAUGCUUGGGCAUCCACAUUAUGGAGCUAUGGGUGAAGUUAUUGAACCAGGGGUUAAUUUGAAAACUGGUAGAGUUAAAGUAGCAAUGAAAGUCAUUCCCGAACCAAACUUAGAACCCUGUAAAUAUAAACAAAAUCAAUUGAAAAUGCAGUAUAUGUAUGGUAAUAUUGCAGCUCAACGUUUAGGAAUAAGUAGUCAUUUAUUAAGCAGAAUUACAGGGUCUAUUUUUGUGUUACCAAGACAAAAACAGGAACAAUCUGAACAAAAACAACAGAAUAUAGGACUAAAUCUUAAAUUUAAUAAAAAAAACGAAGAGCUGCCGGGAUAUACGAAAAAAAUUGAGGGACAAUGGUUAUAUGGUUCGAAGUCUAUUGGAUUAAUUCGCAGUUAUAUGGAACGAUUUCCACUGUUAUUCGAGUAUUUAGCCCAGAAUGUUAGUAAUGAUAUUUAUCAUGAAGAUGACAUUUUUCCAAAUACUCAGGAACUUACCGAAAUUACUAAAUGGCUUAAAGAACAACCUUACCGAAGCAUUGUUACUAGAAACUGUGAUGAAGAAGGUCUAGAUCCUGACGUUAUUACGAAGCUAGAAAAUAAAAUUAAUAAAUAUGUUAAUGAAGAGGAAAAUAAAUCAAAAACCAUUUUAAUGCAAGUAAAACCUCAUUUACUUUAUAAGCCUGGAAUUUGUAAUGGUAAUAUUCCACCUGACCCCCAGGCACAAUAUCAACUUUUCGAUAGAAUAAUAAACGUCAGAGAAGACUCGUGUGUCCCUCUCGGAUAUAAAGGCACAAUUGUGGGUAUCCAUGGUGUUAAUGGUGCAGAAAAAUCAUAUGACAUGUUAUUUGAUAAACCAUUCGUUGGAAAUAUCUCUUUUAAUAAUUCGUCAGAUUGUCGACGAUUGAAACUACUUGAAGCUGAGUUUAUUAAUAUCAGCCAUGGACUUAGAGCAGAACAGACUAUCUCUGAAAUUGAAGCAAGCCUAGGAACAUUUAUGAAAAAGAAAACAAAAUCUACAUCAGAAAAUAACAAUUCUAAUUCUAUGAAACCAAGCGCUUUUGCAUCUUUCAGUAAGCAUGAUAAUUUCUUGCCAGUUUUUUGUAAAAGUCAAACUCAACAACCUCAAGGACAAAGCCAAGUAAGAGUUAUGAAAAAGAAUGAACCACAAAGUUUUCCGAAUUCACCAAUUAAAAAAAAUAAUAAAAAUAAUAAUUCUUCAAUUCCUGUUAAUCCCGUAUUGAGCCAUGUACAAAAUAUUCCUGUCAUUCCUGUCAAUACUCAAAUCAACAAUAAACCCCAAGGAGAAAAUCCAAACCAGCCUACAGAGUUUCAAAUGUUGUGGAAUGAACUUCACAAAUCUGCGGUUCCAAGUGCUCCAAACAUUCCAAGUAGUGCUGAUGGAAGUAAUGUACCAUUUCAAUUACGACCUCAGAAGUCAAUGAGCUUUUCAGCCCGACCACCACUACCGACAACUCCACAAAUUCCCAUUCCAGUGCAAAAUCCGCCUCAAGAUCCCAGUGCUUUCUUAAAGGCGAUGUUGAAAAUAUCAGAUGACAAAUCAGACAACAAUACAUCCCAAUCAUCUGCAGGAGUUCAAGCUAAACCUUUUGUAUUCCCGUCAACUCCACCUGUGCCACAAUCCGCCCCAACCUUGGUACAACAAAUGUUUGACUAUGCAAGACAAGCAAACAAAGAGGAAAAAACCAACGUCCGUUACAGUAAACUUUUAUUAGACUAUUUUCAAAUGCAUGGAUUGACAACACCAAGAUUCUUCUAUACACGUGAAAAGAACCUUUUCCGUGCGCAAAUAAUUUUCCCAAACAUGAAGACUUUCUAUGGAGAAUUAUGCUCUGAUUUGGAAUUAGCGGCAGACAGCGUAGCAAUGAAAGCCUAUCAGGAAUUAAACUUAGUUAAGGCACCCAAGCCACAACUAUUUUAUGAAAUGCGUCCACCAAAUGUUUGGAAAAAUAUUCCACCACCUCCACAAGUGAAUAUUCAAUCUAUGAUGUCACCAAGACCAUUUCCAGAUCCACGAAUGCCUUCUGUGAGGCCACCGUCAAGUUGGAAUAAAGCUCCACAUCCACCUUUAUUACUUCAGCAAGUUCCAGGAUUUAUACAAAAUCCUCAAAUUCAAGUGAACUUUCAAGGAUCCUCUGGCUCAAUAGAGAAUAAAACAGAAUUUAAACCUCAACAGUCAACUUCAUUUGUACCUUUGCAAGCACAAAAAAAGGCACAAAAACCUAGAGAACCAUUUCCAAAUUUAAAAGAAAAAUCUAAAAAUGUUCAAUCACCGAAAAUUAAUUCUCUAAAAAUUGAGCAAGUUGAAAACCCACCUGUGCAGUUUAAUGAAAAUAAGACAAAAGUUAAUACUGCUGAAAAUCCUCCACCACAAAAAGUUCAAAAAGCCCCAAGACCAAGAAAGUCACGUGUGGCAGCUAAUUUUGGAGGUCCACCAUCCAACGGAAGUGAUGCCCAAUAGAUAUUAACUACUAAAUUCUCAGUGAUACGAAAAAAAUUGGAGAAAAUAAUAGCAGUUGAAUGUUUGUACUAUAAUUAUCGAAUGAAUUUACGUAAUUCUAAAAUAGGAAAAAAAUGUAAUUAAUUUAGUAGAAAAUUUUAUUUGAUUCU